This is a messenger RNA of Alnus glutinosa, 1563 nucleotides long. RefSeq lists its product as uncharacterized. The record is from RefSeq and is a predicted model, not a curated record. Lineage: Eukaryota; Viridiplantae; Streptophyta; Magnoliopsida; Fagales; Betulaceae. The transcript has 11 exons. Gene Ontology annotation, cellular component: nucleus; replication fork protection complex. Gene Ontology annotation, biological process: DNA replication initiation; DNA replication. The coding region runs from base 36 to 1274 and encodes 412 amino acids. Gene Ontology annotation, molecular function: single-stranded DNA binding; DNA replication origin binding.
CUCACUGAGAGAGAGAGAGAGAGAGAGAGCCACCAAUGUCGAACCACCAAGACGACCUGGACCUCCUUCUCUCCCUCCAAGAGAGAGUUUUGGAAACCCCUCCUGGUUCUCCUUCACCCCAUUCACCAGGGUAUCUUUCGGAUGAGGGAUCGCCGAGGCGAGCUGGGCAGGCGGACAUGUCCGUCUUCAGAAAUGCUGUGCAAGACUGCCUUGAUUACGAGCCCAAGCCGGUUCAGAAACCUGGAAGAUUGAAGGGGUCCAAGGCCUCUAAUGAUGCUGAGGUUGAUAAAUUCUCGGGCUUGCGAAUAAGGAAACAAUUGGUCAGCCCAGCAGAGCUCACCGAGCGGUUUUCAGACAUUCGAUUUGUUCGGUUAUCAACGAUAAAGAAUUUGUUGGUAGGGGACACUCUAUCGGGCUCUUGGGCAACUGUUGGAGUGUUGACUGAGAAGGGGGCUCCAAAGACCAGUUCUACGGGGAAGAACUAUUGUAUAUGGAAGGUUGGAUGUCUGGAUGAAAAUACUGUUUCCCUUUUCUUGUUUGGUGAUGCUUAUCAGAAGAACUCGAAAGAGCAGGCUGGAACAGUCUUUGCAUUGUUCAAUUGUACUGUACGCAAGGAUGCAAUGGGUACGGGUUUUUCUUUGAGUGUGUAUUCUUCUAGUCAAAUUUUAAAGAUUGGCACUUCAGCCGAUUAUGGAGUUUGCAAGGGAAAAAGGAAGGAUGGGAUGCUGUGCACACUAGUCAUAAAUAAACGCAGUGGGAUAUAUUGUAAAUAUCAUAAAUCGAGAGCAUCAGAGAAAUAUAUCACAACGCGAACUGAGCUCAAGGGAGGGAAUCUAAGAACUGCAUUUAGGGAUUCUCUCAACUCCGAAGGGAUUUACAUGGUUGAUCCUUUAGCUGACAGGACAAACUUCAAAAAGCCCAUGCAGCCAUUAAAAUUACUGUCUGUAGAAGGACUUAAAAAGGCAUUGAGUAAUGCAGGUAAAGUGACUACAAAUGCACACUCACAAGGGAUAAGGUUUCUUACUGAAAUUACAGGGAAAAUGGGUUCAAAAAGCACAAAUAAAGAAUCGAUAAUGCCAAAGCAACCCGUAAACAUCUCAGAGAAAAGGAAAUCAUCUACCAUGAAAGCAGAAUCAUCUGUAAUGAGAAAUCAGCAACUGGACGCGAAAAGAAAUAAAACCGAGCAGCAGGGGCAAGGAGUGGUAGACAAAACCAAGCAGAAUACGGGAAAGUUGAUUGAGUUAGAUUUUGUCAGUUCAGAUGAAGAAUUGUGAGUGUCCUUUGUUAAGAUCUAAUUCCUUGGUGGUUGCAAUUCCAUUUAUGGGAGGUGGCAUCACAGAACUAUGGAUUUAUAUUUGAUGGUUGUGUACUGCGGCUCCUAAAAGAUGCAAUUUGGUGGAAAUAUCUAUCAGUGAAAAUGGAUAUCCCUCGUAUAUACAAUAAAGCGUUUAGUCCAGUGAGGGAAAGAAUUGAGAAAGUUGCAGUCUCCUGUAAGAAUUGAGAAAGAAUUUGCUUUCCUUUGAUGUUGGACCUAUUUAAUGUAUGAAUCGAAAAUUUAAUGUU